AUGAUGUUUCUUCCCACACAACUUAAAUUGUUGCAACAAUUUAUCCAACUUAAAAAUUUCAAUUAUAGAAAUAUCAAUAUCAAUUAUUUUAAUUAUUUUAAAAAUUUUAAUUAUUAUAAAAAUUCUUUUACUCGGAGUUUUAUUGCCACACCUACGGUCUUUAGAACCAAAAGAAAGAAACCCAUUGAAGAUAGUCAAAAUUGUGAAAAUAGACAUCAAAUAAAAUAUGUUUGUACUGCAAGACUUCGAAUGUGGGCACCUGAAGAAAUUCAAAAACUUGUUGAAGGAGUUAAAAAAUAUGGAAAUAAAUGGAAUCAAAUUUCCGAAGUAUGUUUUUCAAAGCAGAGAACUCCUUAUUCUUUAGAAAUCAAAUGGAAAAGGUUGAGAAAUACCAUAAAACAAAAUCUUGAUAUUAAUGAUAUUAGUGAUAUAAAUAAUUUAGAUGAGGAUAAAUUAUUUUCAACCACAACCAUAUUAACUCCAGCUAAAACUCGUACCAAAAAAAUUCCAUGGAGACAACAUGAAAUUGAAAAACUUGUUAAAAGUGUUGAACAACAUGGAACGAAUUGGACAUAUAUAUCAGAGCGUAUAUUUGAAUCUAAGAGAUCAACUCAUGCAGUUUAUACAAAAUGGCGAACGUUAUGCCUUAGUAAAGAGAGAACAAAUGAAGAAAUUAGUAAUAAUCCGGUAUUUUAUGUAAAACAAAGUUGGACACCACAAGAAGUUGAUUUACUUUUAAAUGCGGUUGAGACAUAUGGAAAACAAUGGAAAAAUAUUUCUAAAGUAGUUUUUAAAUCUAAGCGAACACCUCAUUCUUUACUUCAAAAAUGGGCACAUAUUUAUAAAAAAAAUUUAGAAUAUGAUAAAAAACAAUGGGGAAUUACGGAAGAUGGUAAAUUAAGAGAAGGGAUUUUAUUAUAUGGAUUUGGAAAUUGGGAUAAAAUACGAUGUAUUAUACCACAUAGAAGUGAAGAACAAUUAAAAAAGAGAUGGAAUAUAACUUUAGAACAAGUUAGUGAACGAUAUAAAAAACUUAAUGAACAAAAUUGGUCAGAAGAAGAUGAAAUAAAAUUAUUUAAAGCGAUACAAUAUUAUGGAAGUGAAAAUUGGUCAAAAAUAAUGGAAUCAUUUCCUGAUAAAAGUUUAUUACAAGUUCGAAAUUAUUAUUUUAAAAAUCGGAAAUCUAAUCCAUUUAUUAAAAGAGGAUUGUGGACACCAGAAGAAAUAAAUACAUUAAAAGAAUCAAUUAAUAUUUAUGGAGAAGAUUGGUUACAAAUUGCUAGACAUGUUAAAACAAGAAAUGGAAGACAAUGUCGAGAAUAUUGUAACACCAGGAAAUCCAGUAAUUAUAAAGAUCACAAUCGGCGAGAAUCAGGUUAUCUCAUUCUGUCAGAAGAUAGAGAAUCAGAGGAAAGAGCAGAAAAAGUAUUUUAUGUAAAGACACUUUGGAAAAUUGAUUCAUUAAAGGACCUUACAUAUCCAGACGAUAAAGUUGUUUGUGAUUUAACUGUUACUGAUUGUAAAAUAUUUUGGACGAAAACUGUUACAAUUAUUGAUUUGAAACGGACCAAACCCGAGAAUAUAAGAGAUAUUUCAAAAUUCUGUGGAGCUACGUGGGCAGCACUAUCAGGAUUUGAUGAAUAUGAAAAUCAUAAAUUAACUUGUAAAAUUGCUGUUUCAGAAAAUCAUGCUAGAUUUUCAUGGAGAUGGUCAAUGGAAAAUGCUUCCCUUACUUCAUUGACCUUGAAAUUUAAUUUAGGAAAUAUUUCAUUAACACCAAUUUCAUCAACUGAAAAUUCUAAAUUUUUUCAAGAAUGGAUAGAUUUUUUUAUUAAAGAACGACAACAAUUUAUGAAUAAAAAUGCAUCACUCGAGACACGUAUAAAUGAUUUACAAAAUACACGUGAUCGAGCACAAGAAAGAAUUGAAAUGAUGACUGCAGAUAAAAUUAAUCAUGAAACAAUUCUAAUGGAAAAGUUUAAAAAAGUUCUCAAUGCCAAAAAGAAGAAAAUUAAAAAAUUAAUGAAAGCAUUAAAUACAAAUGGUACAAUAAUUUCUACAAGUCAGAAACCAAUACAAUCACCUACGAUGAUGAUUUCAGGAGAAGAAGAAGAGGAAGUGGAUGAUUCUACUUCUCUUGAUGAUAUUUUGGUUCCAGUUGAUAACAAUUUACAUGAACCAUCACGUGAAUCUCAAGAUUAUAAUGAUGAUUAUGAUAUGAUGAAUUCCAAAAUCGUUUUCUUCUUGUGUGCUUUAUUCGCUAUUGUUCUUUUAGCAAACGCAGCACCUGGGGUCCACAAACGUGAACCUGAAGCAGAAGCUGCCAACUUCAAACGUGACGCUGAUGCCACUGCCGACCCAUACUACUACUACUACUACUACCCAUACUACUACUACAAACGUGACCCUACUGCCAACCAACAAAAACGUGAUGCUAUGCCUUCCGCUGAUGCCACUGCCGACCCAUACUACUACUACUACUACCCAUACUACUACUACAAACGUGACCCUACUGCCAACCAACAAAAGCGUGAUGCUAUGCCUUCUGCUGAUGCCACUGCCGACCCAUACUACUACUACUACUACCCAUACUACUACUACAAACGUGACCCCACUGCCAACCAACAAAAGCAAUUGUUAAAUACUCAACGCGUUUGGUUUUCUAUAACUGAACAAAGGAAGCAUAAAUCAAUAAAAAAUCUGGAAAAGUUUAUUAUGCAUGUAUUUCAUUUGGAGGAGAUAUGCCCAAACGGUAUCAUUUUGGAAUUGGAUGAGUCCAGACUUUUUUCAAGUUCAAAGGUUGGCGAUUUGAUCAGAGAAGACAAUUUAAUUAGGGUUAAAAGGGUGAACACACUUGUUACAGACCAAUCAGAGAAAAAUAUAUGUCCUUCUUCACAAGUUUUACAAACUAAAUCUGACACCGAUAAACGUGAUGAAUCAAGAAAAUCUGACAUCGAUAAACAUGAUGAAUUAAUGAAAACUGAUACAUUAUUGGGAGGACCAUCCGCUAAAAAGAGAAAAAAUAAUGGGUCGAUUUAUAAUCAAAUUGAUUCUUCUUCAGAAUCUGAUGUAUCAACUGGGAACACUAAGAAAUUAAACAGUUAUCCUAAUGGCGAUCAAAUAAUAAGAGAGGUUAAUGGAAAAAACAAAGAUGUGGGAUUAAUGUCCACUUAUCAUAAUUAUAAUUCUUCAUCAUUAUUGAAUAAUGAAAGUAGUCAAGAUUCAUUAUCGAAUAAUGAAAUUAGUCAAGAUUCGUUAUCGAAUAAUGAAAGUAGUCAAAAUUCGUUAUCGAAUAAUGAAAGUAGCCAAGAUUCAUUAUUGAAUAAUGGAAGUAGUCAAGAUUCGUUAACAUCAACAGACACUUCUAAUAAUUCCUCAUCAAUGAGUGAGAGUAGUGAAAGUUCAUAUCAACGAGGUUUAUUUGAAUUUUCUGAUUUGUCAUCAAGUGAAAGUGAAAGUAAUGAAAGCAGCGAAAGUAGCGAAAGUACUAGUGAAGAAGAAGAAUCAAGUGAUGGAAUGGAAACAAAUGAUUCUGAAGAUAGUGAAGAUAGUGAAGAUAAUAAUGAUUAUAGUAAUGAUUUCUCAAUUGACCAACUUUCAGGGUAG
Molecule: messenger RNA, 3606 nt
Organism: Diversispora eburnea
Lineage: Eukaryota; Fungi; Glomeromycota; Glomeromycetes; Diversisporales; Diversisporaceae
Source: the annotation of a GenBank genome assembly